Molecule: messenger RNA, 5387 nt
Organism: Lingula anatina
Lineage: Eukaryota; Metazoa; Brachiopoda; Lingulata; Lingulida; Lingulidae
Product: late secretory pathway protein AVL9 homolog
Cellular component (GO): cytoplasm
Source: RefSeq, a predicted model, not a curated record
UAUCCGGUUUGAGAAAAAAGGAUGACCACCCUCCCCCCUUAAGCCCGAUGAGCAACAGAGACAAAAUUUAUCACGGAACCUGAAGACCAACCGAAAUGGCGGCAUCAGAGAGCACAGACGGACCAGUCUUGCACGUGAUAGUGGUCGGAUUUCAUCAUAAGAAAGGGUGUCAGGUUGAGUAUUCCUACCCUCCAUUGAUAAAGGGAGAGCCAGUAGACAGCCAUGAGGUGCCUGAUGAGUGGAAACAUCUACCCUCUCUAGCUCUGCCUGAUGGGGCCCACAACUAUGAGAAAGACACCAUAUUUUUCCAUCUGAAGGCACAGGGAGGAAGAAAUGACACAGUGUAUGGAGUGUCAUGUUACAGACAGAUUGAUGCCACACACUUAGUAAACCGCACUGCAGAUGUCACCAGGAGCACAGUGCAGAAGUCAGUUUGUGUGCUGUCAACUUUGCCCCUGUACAGCAUUCUCCAGAGCAAGCUGGAGCUGAUCACCCAUGCCUACUUUGAUCAGGGAGACUUCACCAUUGUUUCACUGCUAGAGGACACCUACAAACAUCUUAAUGCUUGCUUGGAGCCUUGCACCAUAGAUGGAUCUAGAGUGUUUGUAGGUCUGUCUGCGCGUGACGUGGUCCUGAUGUACAGAUAUAAGAUCCUGGUGUUGUUCAAGCUUGUCCUGCUGGAGAGGAAAGUCCUGUUCUACAUGUCACCUGUCAAGAUGCUCUGCAGUGUCAUCUUGUCCCUGCUGUCACUAUUUCCUGGGCUGGUUGAGUGUGGUCUGAAGGAAGCGGCUACUUAUACAAAGCACAGGCAAGUCUCUCCAACACUCCACUCUACAAGUGCUGAGGCAGACGACAGUGGGGAGGAAUUCCUGGAAAUAAAAUACCGAGAUUCUAAAAAUUCUCCAGAAAUCAAUCUGAAAUCCAAAAGUAGUGAAAGUGAUGCUGUUGCUCCUGUGUUAGAAGGCCAAAGGUCUCCGGGUGAAGGUCAGUCUGAUGUGGGUCAAAGGUCACCAGGUGAAGGUCGUGAUGAAAGGUCACCAGGUGAAGGUCAGUCUGCCUCAAAGAGUGAUAUAGAUUGGAAAGAAGAUCAUUAUGGCCAAAUCUCAGUGGACUGUACGCAGAUACAUUCCAAAUCCAUGGAAUCAGUUUCAAAAAAUAAUAGGAGUCAAGGGGUUAAAAAUGGUGGUCAAACGUCUGUCAUGGAGGACCGAGUCCGAGCAGCAAGUGAUCCUUUGCACAUUGUAGAUGACUAUUAUGCCACCAGUGGUAAUCAGUCUGGUUGGGACACUGCUGCUGACCAGAAGGUGGACACUGACCACCAACACAGACACCACACUUGGGCACAUGAUAAAGCACCUGAUUUGAACCCACUAAACAUAGAAUCUAUCACCCACAAGGAAAAUUUACAAACCCACGACAAGCUGUACACAGACUCCAGCAUUCUCGAAGAGUCACCCACAAAGGACCCGAGUCCUGAUCCUUUAGGAAAUAUAGAGGCCAUUACUAGAGUGAGCCCAGUACAGAACCAAUCAUACAGGAUGGAUGAUAGCAUAGAAGGCAACAUGGAUCUGCAGGGUUUGGAGGAUCUGGAUUCCCCAGAAAGUUUGCGACAGAUAGAUUCAGAAGACAACUGUUUUUCGUGGAAUGAGGAUAGAUCCAUGUUACAAAUUAAAGACGAGGCCGAGGAAAAAGGUGGAGACCAUCAGGCGACACCCGAGAAUUCUGGGACAUUUCUGGGUACAAAGGUGGAGGAGCCACAGGAGAUCAACAUCGAGCGUGGAACGUCAGAGGAUGGAGUUUUCAUGACAGCGAUGGCUACUGCCGCAGCAGCCUCGCAGAAAAUGAGAAACAAGAGAAAUGUGAUAUUUCGCAAACCUUCGGAUGAAGUAGCUGAAAUCAACCACACUAAACAAGAUGGGGAAGAAAAGGAUGCCUCGGCAGGCACUGAUGCGAAAUCAAAGCCAGAACUUAUUCACAGUGAUAGUGUUAGCUCUGAUAAAUCUACAAGCAGUAACAUUAGUGCUAAGUUGAGGGAGAGUUUUAGUCUAGCCUUCAGCUCAAGUGUUGACUGGGUAAAGAGGCGUGAGGAACCAGAAAGCCCAAACAGCCCCACAAGGCUAAAGGUUAAAGUACGCCCCAUGUCCCCCAUAAACUUUGUGGUGGAUGAAUGCGGAUUUCCUCUGUCUAUAUUCACAAAGGGCUCUCUCUGCCAUCCAUAUCUCUCGUUACAAUUUUUGGAUUUACUAGAGGAGGUGAAUGUAAGAAGCUUUGUGAUUGGUGCUACAAAUGUUUUAUUCAGGCAGAAAAAGCAUCUCACUGAUGUCAUUGUUGAGACCGAGGAAAGCAAGAUCACAAUCCAUGACAGUGAACUGAAGAGACAGCUGGCCCUGUCCACUGCAGACCUGAGGUUUGCUGAUUAUCUCCUGAAAACUGUGGAAGGAGACAGCACGGAUGCUUAUCUAGAUGGAACCAGUAAGUCAGGAUUUAAGGAAUUAGAGCUAGGCUGGGAAGGUGGUGAUGAGUGGGUCAGGGUACAGUUCAAGGUGUACCUCAUGUCACUGCUGGCCACAGUACAGAAAGGAGAACAAAAACAGCUGGAAGAUUUCAACCUCCACUUUGUGAAUGCCUUCAAGACAACCCACAACUACAAAGUGUGGACAACAGGACAGCAUCCAGAGAUUGAUGCUCUAGAUGCAGGACACCCAUUCCAGGGAAGUUUUAACAUAGCUGACAUGAGGCUUAAAGUUGCCACAAGCCUUCAAAGUAGUGAGCGGGGCAAGAAGGUGAAUGCUGCUGUCAGCAACACAGGGAAGGCAGUGGGUGGAGCUUUCUCUUCAGCCAAAACUGCUGUGUCAUCUUGGUUCAGUGGCCUCACAUCAAGUAACAAACAGCAGUGACAAUAGGUGGAGCCACAUACUGCUCCAUGUGAUCUUUGUCUGCUGAAACAUGGUGAUAGAUUUAAAAAGUACAUGUACAAGAGAAGAUCAUCUCUGCCAAAUACAAAAAUAUUACUGAAAGAAAGAUGGAGACUGGCUUUUGGAUAAGACUUCCCUAACUACAUGUUUGAUGGACUGAAGCCACUCAUUCCACAAAAAGAACCCUGAUGAUAUUGACCCAAAUAGAUAGAUGGAGCCAGUAUACAAGAUAUCCUCAAACCAUACAGUGAGAUGGAUUCCCCUUUGCAAAAACCAUUUAAGUAUAUACCAGUACUGUGGGAACAGGGUUUUAAGCAGUGCAACUUAAAUGUGAAAGGUAUUAUGUCAGAGUUGAAGAAUGAAAAAAAAAUUGUUUUAAAAAAAAUUAUUUAUCAGACAAUACCUCUGAGAAUACAAGUUUUUAAGGGGGUUGAAUAUGAGAGUUUAAGAAGUUGUAUGACACAGAGACUGAAAUACAGGGAGAUUGUAUGUAUAUGUAGAGCACAAUGACGUAACACUAUGUAUCCAAGCUGUGAUGAAAACGCCUGUAACAUGCCAAGAACAAGGAUGGUAUCGGGAACGUGCAAAAUGUAGACUAGGAACUCUUGAUGUAUCCAAUCUUAGCUAGAUGUAUUCCCUAUUAACUAGUGUUUGAUAGUUAAACCUGAAGAAUAAAAUAUAUGUGCCCAAAGAUAUACUCCCAUUAGAUGUGUCCCCUGUUAACAAAUGCUUGAUAUUUAGGCCCUUGACACAUGCGCAGUACACUUCUCUGUUUUGCAUCAUUUUGAAUGAUUGACAACUUAGUAAAGCUAGCUAUUAACUUUCUGUGAAACAAGAUCCAGUGUGACAAAGUCGUUAUACGUUUGUUAUUUAGCAUUCUGCCAGUUAUUUAUGCAAAGGGUAUUUUUCUCUACAGCUAUUAUGAAUUGAGGAAUUAUUAUAAAUUUGUUGUGAAAAAUGUGUUUGUUGUGGAAGUGAGGAAUGAUUAGUGGCCAUUUUAGAAAUCCUUUUUGUAUAAGAUGUUACUGUUCAUUGUAUUACUUGGUGUUUGUUUGAGCUUCUUGGUGAUGUUGUUUGUUACUUUUACGAGAAGUAAAUGGAAGUAGUUUAAUUAUCCAUUCGUAAGUAGUAUUAAGUGUGUGUGAUUUUGUGUCAAGAUACAUUUUUAAGCCUCAGAGAAUUGUUAGGUUAUAUGGAAUUUGUGAAAUAUCUGUCAUGUUAUAAUUGUAUAAUGUGUUAAUGAUUACAGCAAUUUGAAUUCAUAAUUCAUAGAAGUGUGUAAAUAAGAUAACCAAAAUUGGUUGUGAAGAUUUUUUUUUCAAUAAUUGCACCAUUAAAAUUUCUGUAUGACCAGCUUUGUGUUAUAACAAAUUAUUCACAAAUGAAUGUAUCAGUAAUGGAAAUAUUUAGCUUGCUAUACACACAUAUUCCUUUUUCCUCUGUAAAAUUAUCACUCCAUUAUUAGAUCGUAUCUUCAUCAUAAUGAGUGAAAAAUUAUUCCUUACAGAUUACUCGUCUCUUUAUUGCAGAGAAUUAAUGUCUCAUCAUUCUUAUCAACUUCACUUUUGUUACUUAGAGAUGGAAUUCAGCUUAGCGAAAAAUUCUAGUAUUUGCUUGGUCAUGUUAGAGAACAAGGGACCUGGUUGAAGCACUGUCUGGCUCACAUUGGGUAGUUUUCAUUCAGUAAGGUCACUUUCAGAACAGUGGACUAACUAGUCCGAGGGUCAAAUAUGGCCGACCCACUUGAACACUUCCCAUGGGAUAUCUAUUUAGUGUCUAUUAGCGGGUUAGACGGCAAACAAUUUAGUGGGUCGCCAUUUUUGAACAGUGGCCUAGUUAGUUCACUAUUCUGAAUACGGCUUAAGAAGAAUAUGAUGAUCAGUGAAAGCACUGUUCUUGAUGGGGGACUCCUUAACAAAAGCUGGUGUACCACCGUUUGUAUGUGCAGUAUGUGUAAUACUAAACCACUUUUUGUUCCUGAAAAUUGGCCUCUCUUGUUGGAAAUGGCAGAAACAUGCUGAUAAUGGAGAGGCGCGUUUCCAGUGUCUGGUAACAACCCAUGGUGCCUAACGCACAUUGCAUUAACAACUGAUAAAUAUAUUUAGAUCAGUAUAAAUAUUUACUAACAAAAAGAAUCUACAUUUUUCGAUUAUGAGCGCGAGUAUCUUGCUGGACAUGGCGCCAAAAAUUGACGACUGCAUGUCUGGGGAGGGGAAUCUUCAAAGUUCGUAAAAUUAGUUACAAGUUUUUUUUAAGUCGAAGAUUAAAAAAAAGAAACAUCAUGAUUACCUAAUGGCAUGAUAUAACUGUAUGAGUAUUUUAUAAGGUUGAAGUUCGAUGUUAAAUUAUUUGUCUCUGUACUCUGGUUACAAUAGGUUUGAUACUAUGUGGAUAAUGUUUACCUCACCUGAGAUUUGGAAGUUACAGAGCUAUACGUGUUAAAACUAUUAAAAUGCUGUUACCACUUGAAUU